Messenger RNA from Marmota monax (woodchuck), 3024 nucleotides. RefSeq names its product abraxas 2, BRISC complex subunit (gene Abraxas2). Gene Ontology annotation, biological process: protein K63-linked deubiquitination; mitotic spindle assembly; attachment of spindle microtubules to kinetochore. Lineage: Eukaryota; Metazoa; Chordata; Mammalia; Rodentia; Sciuridae. The transcript has 9 exons. Bases 32 to 1306 code for a protein of 424 amino acids. The record is from RefSeq and is a predicted model, not a curated record. Gene Ontology annotation, cellular component: nucleus. Gene Ontology annotation, molecular function: microtubule binding; polyubiquitin modification-dependent protein binding.
GCGGCCGGAAGGCUGUGCGCCCUCGCGGGGCAUGAUGGGGGAGUUGGAGAUUUCCAUCAUGGCGGCUUCCAUUUCGGGCUACACCUUCAGCGCUGUGUGUUUCCACAGCGCCAACAGCAACGCGGACCACGAAGGAUUUCUGCUGGGAGAGGUAAGACAAGAGGAAACCUUUAGCAUCAGUGACUCACAAAUCAGCAACACAGAAUUUCUGCAAGUAAUCGAAAUCCAUAACCAUCAGCCUUGUUCAAAACUUUUUAGUUUUUAUGACUACGCAAGCAAAGUUAAUGAAGAGAGUUUGGACAGGAUUCUUAAAGAUCGGAGAAAGAAAGUUAUUGGGUGGUACAGAUUCCGGCGAAACACACAGCAGCAGAUGUCAUACAGAGAACAGGUUAUCCAUAAACAGCUUACCCGCAUCCUUGGUGUGCCUGACCUCGUCUUUCUUCUCUUUAGCUUCAUCUCCACUGCCAACAAUUCCACUCAUGCUUUAGAAUAUGUUCUCUUCAGACCAAAUCGCAGGUAUAAUCAAAGAAUAUCACUUGCUAUUCCCAAUCUAGGCAAUACUAGCCAACAAGAGUACAAAGUGUCUUCAGUGCCAAAUACUUCUCAGAGUUAUGCCAAAGUUAUUAAAGAACAUGGUACUGACUUUUUUGACAAGGAUGGAGUGAUGAAAGACAUCAGGGCCAUUUAUCAGGUUUAUAAUGCACUUCAGGAGAAAGUACAGGCAGUGUGUGCAGAUGUAGAAAAGAGUGAGCGAGUUGUUGAAUCUUGUCAGGCAGAAGUGAACAAAUUAAGAAGACAAAUCACUCAGAGGAAGAAUGAAAAGGAACAAGAAAGAAGGCUGCAGCAGGCAAUGUUCAGCAGACAGAUGCCAUCUGAGAGUGUGGAGCCUGCGUUCAAUCCUCGGAUGCCCUCUUCUGGGUUUGCAGCUGAAGGUAGAAGUGCACUUGCAGAUGUGGAGCCCUCUGAUCCUCCUCCCCCAUAUUCUGAUUUUCACCCAAACAAUCAAGAGAGUACUCUGAGCCAUUCACACAUGGAAAGGAGUGUCUUUAUGCCUCGACCUCAAGCCGUGGGGUCUUCUAAUUAUGCUUCCACCAGUGCCGGACUGAAGUACCCUGGAAGUGGCGCAGACCUUCUUCCUUCCCAAAGAGCAACUGGAGACAGUGGUGAGGAAUCAGAUGACAGUGAUUAUGAAAAUUUGAUUGACCCUACAGAACCCUCUAAUAGUGAAUACUCAUAUUCGAAGGAUUCACGACCCAUGACACAUCCCAAUGAGGAUCCCAGGAACACUCAGACCUCCCAGAUUUAACUAAACAAAAGAAACUCUCCACUUAGCACUGUUUUUCUUAAUUGCUUAUUGAGAGUUUGUUGAGGACUUCAUCUGGGCGGAGAAUGGCCUUCCCAGAUGGUGUGGAUCACUAGAGGAGAGUCCUCGAAUGCAGAACUUGUAGGAGCCUCUGCUGGUGGUCCUCGCCUUUGAUGCAGUGCACAGGUUUCAUGACAGAAUCACUAAGAUAAUCAAAUUGUCCUAAUUCUGGUGCGAUUCAUGGAUGUACUGGUAAAUUUAGGCAAAGCGAAACUUAUCAGUAUAGUUUCUGUUCUUUAAAUUGGAAAUUAGAGACUAAGCACAAUUUAGUCUAUAAAUGUUCUAAUAAAUCAAAAACUUACCUCUUGCACUAUCAUGCCUUGAAAUUUACUUUUUCAAAGGGAAACAAGUUUAGCAGCAGCAGCCUUCAAAGAACUUCUUUCUAUGAUGAGCCAAAUUCAUCUUUGCCAGAAAAGAAAUUUUGCUAAUUCCAAGAAGCCUGAUUGGAACAAAUCACAUAUACCUUCUCUUGUCUGCAUGACUUUGUGAGAUUGAAAGAGAAGGCUUUGUUUCAACUUUUUUCUACUAGCCUGAUAUGUAUUGUCACUUAAAAUGGUUGCCUUUAAAAAAAAAAAAAAGUAGAAAUACUAAUUACCAGUAAGUAAUCAUCCAAAUAAGUAUGUCAUAAAAUAAGUACUUUUUUUUUUUUUUUUUGGUGGGUGACAGUGACUGCUGUGUUGCACUAGCACAUUAUGGUCUCUGUUCUGGAGUCUUAGAAGAAGUGGAUAACAGCAGUGGAUAACAAAAAGGAGUUGGGUACCAGACCUGAGUUUUAUGACUAACAGAUUCCAGACACAGUGGAUUUAGCUGAGUUCAUAUGUAAGAGAUAUAACUCAUUUAACUCUUCUGACAAAUCCUAGUGUUAGUUUUAUUUGUGCAGGAAAAACAUUUAAUUAACUGGGAAUCUUGGUAAAUAAAGAUUCGUUUUAAAUCUGAAUAACAUACUUUUUUUUAAAUUGCCAUUUGGGGGAUAAUUGUGGAGUGUGUAGAAAAACUCUGUUGGGAUGCACUUAUAUUUUUAUUUAAUUACUGCCUGUUUUCUAGUUUUGCCCAAAAUGUGUGAAACCACUAAAACAUUCAUGAGUUAUGUUGGGCGCCUGGUUUGGAAAUGGCAGGACCCACUGUUUAUGAGGACUUUAGCCCAUGAAGUUAAUACUGGGAGCUAAACUGCCUUUACCUUGGACUAGUUAAAACCUGUAAGAAUAAGGAAAUUGUUAAAGAGGCUUAAAUUCCAUUCCAAGAGCACAGUUUCAUUUUAUAAGGUAGGUGUUUACUCACUGAGCUCCGGUUCUCAAACUAAAGUAGACAAUAGAAUAUGGACUUUAAAAUGAAAUGCUGAAACUGCCAUUCUUUGGAUGUGCACUCUGUGGGGUCUGUAUUUUAACUGCUGUCGUGGUCUUGCUGGCCUUAUGCCACUGCCAUUUGAUUUGGAAUGUUGCAGAUCAUUUUAUCUGCAAAUGCGUUCCUGUUUUUAUCAGCUACCUACUAGCGGCUUCAGCACCAGUAUGAAUUUCAUUUUUAUUUUCAAGUGCCAUUGCCAUCUCCUCUGUUCAGAUUUUGACAUUCAGGAAAAUAUUUUUAUUUUUUAUGCCAUACUGAAAUCUACAUUGUAUAUCUGACAAAGCAGUUAAAUGUGACAAUAAAAACUUAUUUAAUCAUGG